AAGCAGGAAUCAGCAGAACUGAUUUAAAAACAGUAAAUAAAGAAAUAAAAAGGCAUUAAAUCAAAAAUAAUGUUGCCAGAAUCUGAAAGUUACGCUGUUUUACAUCAUAAAUCAUAUAAAGUACACCCAGACAGCUUCAGAAAAAAAAAUGAAUGGAAAAAGGCCAAAAGGAAGACUUCGAGGAGCCGCUCCAAGCAAAAAAGAAUUGAAUUGCUCUACGAGAACGAUAUUCAGUCAGCUCCUGAGAUAGAGCUACCUUUAAAUGCUUCAGCUUUUGCAGUUUUUGCCUCAAUUCGACUUGCAGUACUAGACCGAUGGAUGAGAAAUGCUACUCAUGAGCACCUUCAAAGCAGCUGUAACGUCCAAAUAGCUGACCAGAGCGAAUAUGAAAGCGAUACAGAAGAUAAUACUCAGAGCAGUACCUAUGUCCCUGUCAAAGUCUCCAAAGUAGUGGGUCUAGGUUUAAGAUCCGUUUUUGAACUAAUCAAAGAAAGCAGAUCCUCGCAUCCAGUACUCUGUACCAAAGCUUUACUGGCUCUCCUGGACGUUCUACAAGGACAAACACCAGAAGGUUUAAAAUCCGAACCACCAGACAUAAUCGAUCCACUUUUCGAGCUUUUACUGGAUUUGGCAACGUUGCACGGGCCGGAAAGCGCAGUACCUAAUGACGGUACGCACCUGACUGCAGUGGCGUGCGCGUGCCUUUUGUCCUUGGUCGUUGUGAGGGGGGAUACGGGGAAGUACCUGAGCGCAGCGGCGGCGCUACUGAUGUGUCCUCGGGCAUUUUCCGUGCAAAAUAUUAAGAUGCCGGCAGUUUUAUCGUCUCUUCAACGAAGCAUUCAUGGCGUUUUACUAGGGAAAAUGGUACCAACAGAAAUACAAAACGUUCCUCUCGUUUUGAAGUCUUUGGCGUUCGAUGGACAGUACUUGUACCUUUUCACGUCAAAGGGUUUGUUUAAGAUUGGCAGUGGAUAUGGGGGUACCGUCAAGGGAUUCGUGGCCAUGUGGAAGCCAGAGUUCUAUCCAAACGAUAGUGGUACUUUGGUAUUCUGUUCCGGAAAAUUGUUUUUGAAACUAAAUGGAAGAAGAGGUGCCGAAUUUUUGAUUGUUGAACGCUCUAACUUGAUGAUAUCCGGUGCUGUAUCUUUGCAUUCCAGAGAUAUGCCAUCAUCAGUGAUAUUCUCUGAUGGGGAUUAUUUAGGAACAAUUUCUGCUGCCAAAGACGAUGGAUUCGUUGUGAGACUGUUGAAUCAAAACACAACACCAGCUUCCCUAGUGAGUGAACUGCCUCUAAAACUAGCCAGGAAGUAUGUGGACUCCUUGGGAUGCGCUUCCUUCGAAGAGGAGGCCAAUUCCUACACCAUCAACAUCAGUUCCGAGGAGGAAGUGUCCAUGGUGUGUGGAGGAAAGGAUUUUGGACUCUUGAGAACUGUCAUGGGAAAGGUUAUGUAUACGGGAAAAUCUUCGGCUAUAGGAAUUAAACAGGCGGGUGUACGUACCGGAAAAUGGUCAGAGCUGGUACUAACCAAAUCACCCAAAAUUUCCCAUAUUGCGAUGGGUCAUGAUGGUCUACAUGCAGUACUUAUUACCGAUGAUGGUGCAGUAUUCUUUGCCGGUACUGCGCGAAGGGGUGAAGAUGGUGACCAGAACAAACUGAGACGCCAGGCUAAGCCGGUAAAACCGAAAAAAAUGAUCAAAGUUGAUGGAAUCCAUAUAGUUACCGGUGCUUGCAACAAUGGUACUACUGCUUUGGUCACUAGAGAUGGAGAAUUGAUGAUGUUUGGCAAAGAUACCGCUCAUACUGACGUUUCUACAGGAGUUGUCCAAGGUUUAAAAGGGGAAUUCGUGACACAGGUUGCUCUAGGAAAGGCUCACGCCAUAGCCUUAACUUCCAAAGGCCAUGUCUAUACCUUUGGGAUAAACAACAAGUUCCAGUGUGGCAGAGAUUUUAUGAAACCUUCCAAUAAAGAAGGCAAUUCUUCACACAUAAUCGCUAUGGAUACAUGCUCGGCUCAAGAAGAACAAGAGUACUACGAAGAAAUUGAUACAAAUCCCAAAGAAUCAGAUAACAGAGCUAGUUUUUCCGAGGGUAACAUCGGCGAGGUACAACAAAACAUGUGCCCUCCCGGUACUCACGCCUGGCACGACGAUUUGUGCAUGGUGUGUACCGUUUGCAGGGAGUGUACAGGGUACUCCAUUAGCUGCCUGAGCUCGAUGAGUUCCGACAGGAACCCUGGACAGGAAUGUGGAUGUGGAGAAGGGGACAGUGGCUGUGCUAUUUGUGGAUGUUGCAGAAUAUGCGCUAGGGAAGUUGUUGAUAACUCAGAAUUGGCAGAUUUAGCAGGAAUGAUGAGGGAUAACAAAAUUGUGGUUCCUUCAAAACAGAGGUCCAAGCUUCAGGAACAAAUUCAGAUACGACUGGACGAUCGCAAGAAUAAAAGUAAAAAAUCUUUGGCAGGAUCGAGUAAGCCAUCAUCGAAAAUUAAAACUUCUAGGUCAUCGGUUCUCGCUACACCAACACACAAGGCUUCCAAUGCGGUACGACAAAACAACUUGCUAGGUACUGUCAAGGAACAAACGAGUUCCGAUAUGGAAAGAGAUACUGCAAGAGUAGCCUGCUUACCUCCAGCAAAACUGAGUUUAUCUUCAGAUAGUCCAGUAAUCCAGAUAGCUUGUGGUUUACAUCACAGCGUUUUGUUGCUACAGAACGGCCAAGUGCUGACUUUUGGUUCAAACAUUUGUGGCCAGCUGGGUUGCGGCGAUAUUCUCGCUAAAAACAGCAUUCAGUCAGUUAAACUGCCCACAGGAGCUAUCCAUAUUGCUGCUGGUAGCAACCAUUCAGUCGUUCUAACCAAUAAGGGUGAAGUUUACACUUUCGGAAACCCAGAGAAAGGCCAGUUAGGUAGAGUACCUAUCGAGGUGUCCCAAGAAAAUUCUUCACAAGCUGGACAAAGCUCUAGUAGUACUAGGUACAGCAAUCCAAGAACCCCAUGGUAUAGUAUUCCUGGGCCUAUAUCCAAUGUUGGACCACGAUGUGGUCGUAGAGCAACAUGGGUAGGAGCUUCAGGCGAUCAAACCUUCUUGAAGCUGGAUGAAAGCCUCAUCAAUUCAUUGAGCAUAGCUAAGUCAACUGUUACAGCGAACAAGCACUCAAUAGUGCUAUUCCCCAACCAGGAGAGCACAAGAAACUUCAGAUGCCUGGUCAUCAAUAAAAAAGAUGGCAACUGUAAUUCAUUCAAGGGUCAAGAUCAGGCAGAUUUUGCUCAUAAAAUGGUGUGCAUGGAUCCAAUCUACAACAUUUUAUGGUCGUACAACCCGGCUAACAACCAGAUUUCUUGCUACAACGUCAUAGCUUCAGAGCUGCAAGUCUCAGAAAGCUCUGGACAGAGUAAAACAUCAGCCAGUCAGAAACCUUGGACCGAGAUCAAAGUUACAGUGCCAGAAAAAAAUUCUUCGUCUGAUAGUUCCAGAAAUAUUAACAGUAUACUUUCAUCAGAGUUAGCGUUGCCUGUUUCAACCAACUGCCAUGUUACAAGGUUUCAAGCGGCUAUUAACUUGUUAUGUUGUCUGGAUACUUUGACAGCGGCUCACGAUCUUCAACUCACAGCUGUCAAAGAGGAGAUCGAUGAGAGACAGGUUGUUUCGGGAAAACAAUACUCCAAAGAAGAUUACCAAGCUGUGAAUAGAUUUGAGAGUCACGGAGGUGGGUGGGGAUAUUCUGGACACAGUAUUGAAGCAAUCCGCUUCAUGGCAGACACUGACAUUCUUCUGGGAGGUUUUGGAUUGUUCGGAGGCCGUGGAGAGUACACUGCCAAACUUAAACUCCUGGAUAUCGGUCCAAAUGGUGGAGAACAGGAAGUAGACGGUGAAUUACUGGCUGAAACUGAAGAAGUACCGUACGAAUGUGGACCUAGACAAAAAUUUGCAAUGCUAUUUGAUGAGCCAGUGCAGUUACAGGCACAUCGUUGGUACGUGGCUUGGUGCAGAAUCAGCGGCCCAAGCAGCGAUUGUGGUUCUUCAGGACAAACAAUGGUCACGACCGAAGACCAAGUACUCUUCUACUUCAAAUCUUCCAAAAAAUCAAACAAUGGUACUGACGUGAAUGCCGGUCAAAUUCCACAAUUACUUUACAAAAUAGUUUCACCAGAAAACCAGGCACCCACCAGACAGGUGGAUAUAGUGGAGCCAAUCCAUAUUUUAUCUAAGGAGUUUUCCAGAACUGUCACUAAAGAAUGUUUCCAGAGCCUUCUCUCAUUGUUACAAUGGUCCUGGAACACUUUUAAAUGGGGUAUCAUGGAGGGACAGUCUAUAAAAAACUUGUACACUAACUUGGAGCUGGAAAGAUUGGUUUAUAUUAGCACAGCAAGUCUGAGACUGAUCUGUACCUAUACCAACGAAAUUUAUCCAAGACAAGUUAACAGAAAAGCACCCCUUGAGAGUGUCCAUCUUGCUGAAUGCGUUGGAGACGUCAGAUCAUUACUGAAGCAGAUUUUGUCUGAUAAUAUCCCACUUCUGAUGCAAAAUAAGAAAUCAAGCAAGUCCAAGGUGUACACAGUGGUGUUGAUGAAUAACAUACUUCAAGAAUGUCACAAUACCUUCGUUAGUUGUUUCCAUGCCUUCUAUCCUACUGCAUAUUUGAAAUGGGUUUGUCUUUGUGAACUACUGGCAGAAACGUGCGAGGAUUAUAACCCUCACAGUCAGUCUAAUACUCACAUGCUUCUGAGUGCGGUACUCUGCGCACUGUGUGCUCCUUCAGUGAGGCUUAGAAGCACUUUCCCAUUGUUGAACACUAACCAGAGUGCAGAAAAUUCAUUACACAGGGUAUUGAGUCCUUCGGAUAACACAGGCUACCCCAUGAUGAACGUAUCUGAUAGUCACAGUUAUCCUAUUUUGGUUGAACAUAUGAGUUACAAAAGUCAGAUGGAAUCUAUUUAUCAUGGCUUAUCAUGGACAUGGUGCGAUGUAUUGGAACGCCUGAUCAAUUUGAUUUCUGAUCCAAUCCUGCGUAUUUUACAAAAACACUCUAUGGUAUCGUUACCUGAGUUAUCCAAGUACUGUUGUCAUCUAUUAGCAAGAGUACUGGCCGAAUUAGUACACCAAUGCAGUUCUUCAGAUGAGGAUAUUCAGAGUGUGUGCGGUAGGAUAUUGCACAUGACGCCAUCUAGGUUCACCAGAACGAACCAAUCCAGAACUUGGAAUACUGGGAAUGGAUCUCCUGAUGCUAUAUGCUUUCAGGUGGAUAGAAUUGGUGUUUCUAUUGUUGGUGUUGGGAUAUAUGGUGGUAUAGGUCAUUAUGAGUACGAGUUAGAGUUAUUAGAAGAUACUAGUCUCUGUAAUGGUUUGGAGAACCACGCUGCACACAGAUGGAACAGCCUCGAAAUCACCAGAGGUUCUUUUGGUCCAGAAGAUUUUGCUCCAGAUAUUAUUGAAGUCAAGUUUGAUAGACCUGUACCUGUCAAGGAAAAUGUCAAGUACGCAGUGCGACUCAGAAAUCACGGAGGUCGUACCAACAACGGAGACGGAGGUUUAAAUUCGGUAAAAGGCUCUGAUAACACUACCUUUACUUUUUCAACUUGCUCGUUAAGCUUUAACGGUACUACUUUGACAAGAGGACAGAUUCCAGUUAUUCUGUAUUACAGCAAUCCAGUGGAAUGUGGCAAAACAUCGACUUCAAAACUGGAACAUCAAGCUAGAAAAACAGCUCUAACAAUGACAAGCGCUAUAGUUCAAAACGCAGCAAAACUUAUGAUGUUAGCUAGGGAAAAAGUUGAUGAGCUACCCUCUUCUAGCAUCCUCAGCGAUUCUUGCAUUGUCAAAACAUUACUGCCUUUGGUGUUAGCUCAUAUAAGCCCUCUGGCGUCCAGUGAUCCCAAGAGUGCUGUACAAGUAUUGGGUUUGAUACAAGAACUACUUCCCCAUGUGGCUGCUUUGAACCUGUUGGGUUCUUCCAGUCCUGCUGUCAGCAGUACUAGCAAGAGUCUGGUUGGUUCAAAUGCUUCAAAUCAGGAGGGUGGCGAUAAUAAGAUCACUACCACUAGUAAUCACUGUACGUGGGUUGAAAGUGAUCACCCUUACAAGCCUGCCACUGUAUCGAACUAUAGAGUGGUAUUUCCUGAUUGCGUUAAAUGGAUGUCAUUGGAGUUUGAUCCAAUCUGUGCCACGGCACAGCCAGAAGACUCCCUCCAGCUAUACAUACCAGCAACUGAUUACAUUCCUAGUACUAAAACAACCAGCGUUAACCUCAAUUUGAUGGAGGACAUUGACGCACCUCCAUUACCCUACUGGCCAGUCCUCCACAAAUUCAGCGGAAGUUUGCAGUGGCCGUCAAACGCGGUCAUUCUUCCAGGCAAUGAGGUGGUGUUCUCGUUAGAAACGGCCUCAGAUUAUCUGAAAGACGAUAGAGCUAGUUCAUACGGCUUCAAAUGUUUGGUGGUUGGGUACGAAUGGCCUCCAGACUCUGCCUGCUAUACUGGAUUGAAGCAUCUUGAAGCAGAACUGGCAUUUUUGGGCGGCAUGUGUUCAGCGAGCUUGAUGAAAAAGGAUCUGAUGCUACCUGUAGUGGGAGAUGAAGCAGACGUUGAUAUGGAGAUGGCUGAAAACGUAGCCACACAAAUAUUUGGAGAACACAGCUCGCUGCUGUCCAAAGGAUUAGCUCUAACGUCACCUCCUAGUGUGACACAGGCUUUAGAUGGCAUGCUCCCAUACAGUACCCACUCCAAUGAGAGGCUGUUCCUCAGCGAUUUCGUGGGAUGUGUAGCUGGAUCGAGCGGCGGUCGUCUAGCUCAAUGGCUACAGCCUGGGAGCAGAGCUGAGCCAUCCCAGUGCAAGGUACUAUGCGCUAGAGACGACCUGAGACAAGGAUGGCCAGCUAUCGUCACGGUACUGACCAGGGAUCAGUACGGAGAGGCUGUAUACGUACCCAACAUGAAGGUUGAAGUCAAAGCUAUCCCAAUUGACAAAAAGGAACUAGGUGAUUGCGAUGCAGGAAGGAAAAUGAGAAGAGUUAGUCAGCCUGAUCCUCUAACCUUCGGAGGUUUACCUCCUCCUCCAUUACAGCACGUGUACGAACCUACCAUCAGAGAUAAAAUGAAGUUUCAUUCAAUCACGGUCAUGAAACCUUUCCAAAACUAUUCUUUUGAGGAACUCAGAUAUACAUCACCUCCUGUGAAGAGAUCAAGCGAAAACAUGCUGGUCAGACCAAAUCCUGACGGUACCUACAGUGCCACCUGGACACCUGCUUCAGUAGGAUGUUAUUCUAUCGUAGUCAACAUCGAUGGAUACGAAAUGGAAGAAACCUUCAAAGUUGAGGUGAAGGAACCACCUCAAGGUAUGCUACCGCCAAAUCAAUCCACGAGUAAAAAAUCAAGCAAUCAACCAAGUAAAGUUAGGAAGUUUGUAGCCAAAAAUUCAGCUGGUUUGAGAAUACGAGCUCAUCCGUCAUUGCAGAGCGAACAAAUUGGUAUAGUUCACGUGAAUGGUACUAUUGUUUUUAUAGACGAGAUUCAUAAUGAUGAUGGAGUAUGGUUAAGGCUUUCAGCCGAUACUAUCCGGCAGUACUGUAAUCCUCAUAUAGUCGAAGCUUGGUGUCUUCAGUAUAAUCAACAUUUGGGGAAGACUUUGCUUUUGCCUGUCGAAGAACCAAAAACUAUUUUGGAACAAGUGAUUAUAGAUACGAUCAUGAGGAAAUUACCAGAAAUUCAAGAUAAAUCUAAACAAUCCCAAAUUAGUUAUAAAGUUGUAAAAUGUGGAGCUUCUGGUCACAAUGUCAGAAACAGACCCAGUUUGAAGGCUUCUCCGGUAGGGAUGCUGGUUUUGGGUAACAGAGUUGGAGUUAGCGAGUAUGUAGUUAAUUCAGAAGGAUGUUGGGUACUAUUGGAUAAAGCUACAAGAGAUAAAUAUUGCUUUAACACUGAUGGUGAAGCGUGGUCUCUGGCUAUUGGUACGAAUAACACACUGUAUUUAGAUAGUGUCAGCGAAUCAGACAACCCCAAGUUGACGUCUGAGACACCAAAAAGAGGUUUUGCAUUCGCCUAUCCCAAGUCCGGAGGUGAUUUUACCUUCUCCGGAGGUCAAAGCAGUUCCUCCACUUUGAAGGGCAGAUCUGAAGACUUUGUAUCAUCUAACCCCUUCAUAUUUGGUGAAAAUUUGGAGAGUGAACCUCCUAAAGUACCCAAAAGGGAAAGGAGAGACAGCAGCAAGUCGAAAUUCAAACCAAAAUUGACUAGGAGCGAUGAAGGACAAACUAAUGAAGGUUUUUUUGACGCUUCCCCUAAACCCUUACCAGAAAUGGGUUCAAAUGGGAACGGUAUUACUCCUCCAGAUACUCCAAAGAGGUCUCAAAGUCCUAGACCAGGUGUGUUUAGUCCUAAACCCAUGAGUAGGAGUUCUAGUCCAAUUGCUUUGCCCAGUCGAGCAUUACACCAAGAUAGUGGUAGUAGUAGUCCACCUAUAUACGGUUCUUCAAGAAGUGUAGGAAUAUCACCAUUAGUAUCAGGUACCACAGGACAUGACGGUACUCGUCGUGGUUCAAACCAAUCAGACACAAGCGCUCUGGUCAGCAGUCUAACUAGAGAUUUGUCUCAAAGUCCCAGUCAGUCUACUCAACCCAAGGAAAUAUCCCCCAGUCCCAGUGGAAGUUCUUUGGUCAACAGUCCACCACAUACGCCAGGGUCAACCAAGAAAGAAAUUUCGGAAGGUGAACAUUCUUCAAAGAAGCUAACCCAAACUGGUACUCAGACAUCUCCAGAAAACGUCACCACCUCAGUGAAAGGACAUUUCUCUAUUGGAUCUGUGAACAAAGAAGAAAAAGUUUCUCCCAAACUGAUGAGGAAGGAGAGGAGUUCAACAAAGACCCGUCCAAAAAGAGCUAUAUCUCCUGCUAGCAUGCACCAGUUACCUGCCGGACCCAAGGCUAGCUAUCCAGCUACUGAGCCGGGAAAACAGGCAAUCAGUCCAUCGGUUGCUGAGUCUCUAAGAGCCGUUUUUGCUGCCUUUCUUUGGCAUGAGGGAAUUGUACAUGACGCAAUGGCUUGUGCUUCAUUUCUGAAAUUCCAUCCAACUCUGCCAAAACAAGGAGCGCAAGUCAUCACACGUCAUCACGAAAUUCCUCUGGAUAAAAGAAGAAAGGAGUUAACCAAGGAGGAAAGAGCUAGACAAAGACACUCGGUUGAGGUUAGCAAUGCUGGUAACUACCUCCAUAUUCAACCAGCCACUUUAGAAUCACUGACGCGAUCAGCAGCGAACGCCAGUGCCAACAGAAAUAGGUUCAGGAAAAUGCCAGACAGUGGUACCAUCAGGGAGGAAGCUGGAGGAGAUCAGAACUAUUCUUACCAAACUAUGUCAGUUCUUCCUCCGGCAUUGAAAAGUUUGGUUUAUUUAUGGGAGGAGCUGACUUCGAAUUGUUUACAAAACAUCAAUGAACAGGCCAGUCCUGGCAAAGAAAAAUCAAAGAAAAUGGACAAAUCAGACUCCAGAGAGAAGAAUAAUAUUGUCGACAAAGAUAACAAGAAAAGCAAAAAGAAAAAAAUGCCUCCCAGAAAUUAUUUAGAGGAUAUAGGUCUUUCAUCAUACUUGCACUCAUCAGGAGGUGACACUUUGUGUGAGCUGUGUGGUGAUAGCUACCCUCAUCCAGUGACGUACCACAUGCACCAGGAUCAUCCAGGAUGUGGCCAACAUGCUGGAGGAAAAGGAUACAAUUCUGGAGGAAAUUAUUGCCUUGGAUGGGCUGGAAAUUGUGGAGAUGGUGGUGUUCCUGGUAGUUCUUGGUAUUUGCUUUGCGAGCAAUGCAGAGAGAAGUACAUGAAAUCUGGAAAGUCCAGUAACAAGCAGUCCUCGCAAAAAUCAAAGACCAUGGUGUACAGGAAGUCUUUGAACUCGAGGUCGAUAAGCAGCGGUACUGAACAACAUAUAAUGAUGAAAAAUAACGCGAUGUUCCUUCUGGAUUUAGCUAGUUCUGCAGAUUGUGGCAUAGGCCAUCAAAGAAGGUCUUCAGCUAGUAUAAUGCCUUCAGUGUCCGAAAAUAUUACUCCACCUGACUGUUCUGGACCAUUUGGACCUCUACCUCCUUUCCAGUGUCUACAAACACUGGGAGGGUACAAUUUUUUUGAUGAAUCUCUGUUUUACAAUGAGAUGAUUCCAAGAUUAAACGUCCAGAAUGGUUUAAACAAUCAACCAAGUACCUCUAAACAACGACCACUAUCAGAAGUAUCUUUGUCUGAAAACGAAGGAGACGCCAUCAAGGGAAUGAGGUUCCACAGAUCUGUCUCCAUGGGCACCAACGGAAUUCCGUGGGCUAAGACUGGAUACGAUGGGAUCAUCAUGAUGCGAAGACGAAACAACAGCAGCUCGGAAAUUGCUGGCGAAGCUGGAUCUUCUUUACUGUGUAAUCCUUCACCGGCUCUUCAAAAAUUAAUACCCAAGGAGGAAUUGACUGCAAUAGUUAAAACUGACAUUUCCGAGUACAGGGAAUGUCUAAAUUUGCUCCAAAGGCCCGUUUUGCAGUUUGUAACUCAGCAGCACGAUCUGGAUUCUCUGAGACUAUCGAUGAAGCAAGCUUUAAGGAAAGCGAUGUGUAGGGUAUAUGCCAUGCAAGCUCUGAAUUGGCUUUUGAGGUCUGUCACACAACCAAUAUGCUUACAUGAUUUGUUAUGGUGGUUUGUCACUUCGCUCACACCAAUUGAAAUUGAGAUGGAGUCAGAGGAAGAUAACAGACCUCCAAAAAAAUCAGACGAAGAAUUAAACAUCUGUGAACAUCCAUUAUCCGACAUCACUAUAGCAGGAGAUGCCGUCCAUCCCUUGCCAGCAACCUUUCAUUCCCUUCUGCAAACCAUAGCUAACAUUAUGAUCUUACUACCAAUGGGCUCAGCACUUCAACAAAUAGCAGUUAGAUGCUGGGGACUGAAGUUCUCACCCUCUGAUCACAGUUUUCUGCACAGAUCUCAAGUGUUCAGCAAUAUCAGCAAGAUUCUGUCCAGAAGUGAAGAAAUAGAAGACUUUACAAUAUCAAUGCACGAAAGUGCAUUUAAUCAACCAACAGCUUCAGUUGAGUGCCUCAAAGACCUGACGCAAUCAGUUGAAAUCAAAGCCUCAAGCAGACAAGCUAUGGUAGGCAGUUUGACUGAUGGAUCUACUGAAACUUUUUGGGAAAGCGGAGACGAAGAUAGGAAUAAAACCAAGAGUAUAACUUUGAUUUGUGCCCAUGGACAUCAUCCAGUUUUAAUCUGUGUCCAUGUGGAUAACUGUAGAGACUUAGGGAACAAGAUAUCAACUAUAACAUUUUAUUCUGGACAAAACAGCGAUGAACUGACCAAACUCAGGACUGUCGAGGUCGAGACUAGGUUACUGGGUGGAUGGGUUAAAGGUUCCAUAAUGGAGAGUAAUGAUACAGUAGUCAAGUUGGAACUGAAAGGUCCAGAUAACUCAGUUCGUCUGAGACAGAUCAGGAUUUUAGGAAAAGUAGAUGGAGAAGUACUGAAAGUUGGUAAACUUUACAGUGCUUGUACUAUCCAACAGAGGAAUUGUGAAAGUGAGACUCUAAGGGUGUUCAGAUUAAUCACAGCUCAAGUAUUUGGAAAACUAAUACAGGGUGAGGAAAACCAGAACAAUGCUUUGAACGGCGACACUUUAUCAGUCAGUGACAGUAUAGAGCCUCUGGAAGAAAGCAACGACCUCAGAGAGCACAUGGUUGGAAUUCUCUUCAGCAGAAGUAAACUAACCCAUUUACAAAAACAGGUUAUAGUUCAUAUAGUCCAGGCAAUACGCAAGGAAACCGAAAGGGUUAGAGACGAAUGGGCUUCAAACUUAUUCACCACUUCAACCAUUUCAUCUCAAGGCAGUUCGGAUAUAGCAAAGAACUCAGACACUUACUGCUUCGAGAUGUUGUCAAUGGUACUAGCUCUUUCAGGCAGUUCAGUUGGUAGAGCCUAUCUGUCACAUCAAGGAGGUCUUUUGGGGGAUUUACUGGUUUUGCUGCACACAGGAAGUGCUAGAGUUCAAAGACAGGUUACGUCGUUAUUGAGGAGAAUGCUUCCUGAAAUCACCUUGGAAUUUUUUGCAAAAGUUGUGGGAGUGACUAAUUUACCUCCGAAGGAUUUUAACAUUGUUCCUGUGGCUAACAAAGAUUCUUCCUUGUCAAAGUUUGAUGUAAACAGAAUCGGUAUAUUAGACAUCUUUUUGAGCAUCAUUGCCAAGUCUCUAACGGUUCAGGUCAAGGUUAAGAGCAAAUCCGGAGGUGGCAGCACAGCCAAAGAAGUUAACACAGUCAGUCUGGCAACGUCGAUACAGUCUACGGAUGACGUAGGCUCAAGAUGGUGGCUCAGGGGAUCGCCUAACAGGAAACUAGCUGAAGUAAUCGUGCAGUUAAUCACAGAUAUGAGCGCGGGUAAAAUGUCUGAAUUAUGGGCGAAUAUAACUAAAAGCGCCAUAGCGGAAAACAUAUUAAAUCUAACAUGUUUGAGUGAAGAACAAAGAUUACCAAGUGCCUGCUUGAAAACACCAACACUCUGGCUAGCUCUAGCCUCACUGUGCGUUCUGGAUAAGGAACACGUCGAAAGAUUAUCUUCCGGACAGUGGAGCAAGACUGAAGGCCACACAAUACCACCUAGACCAAUGUGUAGCAACCAUGAUGAUGGUGAAACCACUGCUGUGGUCCAGUGCAACAUUUGUGGAAAUCUGUGUGCUGACUGUGACAGAUUUUUGCAUUUGCACAGAAAAACCAGAGGUCAUCUACGACAGGUAUGCAAAGAAGAAGAGGAAGCCAUCAAGGUCGAACUCCAUGAAGGCUGUGGAAGAACCAAAUUAUUCUGGGUACUAGCCUUGGCCGAUUCUCGCACCUUGAAAGCUCUGGUCGAGUUCAGAGAAGGCGGUACCCGUACUAGGACAGGAGGCAUCACGGGAAUAUGUAGAUUUUGCGGUACCACCGGAAAUUCCGGACUUUUAGCCAUCGGAAACGUUUGUGCAGAUUCAGAAUGCCAGGAUUAUGGUAAAACAGCUUGCCCGAAGCUUCAAAAUUGCGGUCAUAUGUGUGGGGGAGUUUUGGGGGAAACCCAAUGUCUCCCUUGCUUACACGGAUGCUCAAACGACGUCAGCUUACGUCAAGACGCGGACGACAUGUGCAUGAUUUGUUUCACUGAAGCCUUAUCCUGUGCUCCGGCCAUACAACUUCAGUGUGGUCACGUGUUUCACCUACACUGUUGCAAGGCUGUUCUGAUGAAACGAUGGGCUGGACCGAGGAUAACAUUUUCGUUUUCUUUGUGUCCAAUUUGUAAGACGGAGAUGAAGCAUUCCACUUUAGAAGAGCUACUCGAGCCAAUCCAGGAACUCUUCAAGGAUGUGAAAAGAAAAGCGUUGAUGCGUCUGGAAUAUGAGGGACUGCAUACUGUGGAAGCUGUUAUUACGCCAGGAGCACGGUUCUUCAAUGAUGCAGCUUCUUAUGCCAUGGACAGAUAUGCUUAUUACGUUUGUUACAAAUGCCAUAAGGCAUAUUAUGGUGGUGAAGCUAGAUGUGACGCUGAGGCAGACGACAGGUACGACCCUGCAGAGCUAGUUUGUGGUGCUUGCAGUGACGUGGCACGGGCUCAGAUGUGUCCGAAACACGGUGCUGACUUCCUGGAGUACAAAUGCAGGUACUGUUGCUCAGUAGCUGUGUUCUUCUGCUUUGGAACCACCCACUUUUGCAAUCCGUGUCACGACGAUUUCCAGAGAGUCACGAAUCUGUCAAAGAGCGAACUACCUUUUUGUCCAGCAGGACCCAGAUCAACUCAAUUGGAGGGUGAUGAAUGCCCGCUUCACGUGAAGCAUCCCCCAACAGGAGAAGAAUUUGCUCUAGGUUGUGGAGUAUGUAGAAAUGCUCACACUUUCUAAAGAGACCGCUAAAUAAAUAUAUUGGAAUUAUAAUAAAUAAAGAAACACAUAUUAUAGUAUACUAUUAUUUCUAUUUAUUUUCAAGUUUCACUGUCUAGUCAAUAUUAUAUUAAAUUUAUAGAGAAAAGUCAUGCAAAAAUGCUUGUUUCAUAUAAAUAAAAUUAAUAAGUACUUUUA
Messenger RNA from Sitophilus oryzae (rice weevil), 14037 nucleotides. RefSeq names its product E3 ubiquitin-protein ligase MYCBP2 (gene hiw). Gene Ontology annotation, cellular component: nucleus. NCBI's taxonomy places the organism in Eukaryota, Metazoa, Arthropoda, Insecta, Coleoptera, Curculionidae. The record is from RefSeq and is a predicted model, not a curated record.